Molecule: messenger RNA, 1890 nt
Organism: Plectropomus leopardus (leopard coralgrouper)
Lineage: Eukaryota; Metazoa; Chordata; Actinopteri; Perciformes; Serranidae
Product: suppressor of cytokine signaling 1-like
Biological process (GO): phosphatidylinositol phosphate biosynthetic process
Cellular component (GO): phosphatidylinositol 3-kinase complex
Molecular function (GO): 1-phosphatidylinositol-3-kinase regulator activity
Source: RefSeq, a predicted model, not a curated record
CUUCAUGUGAAGAUCUGCGAGCUCCAGCAGCAAAGAAGCCGAGUGACGCUCCUCACUGCUGGUCGGACUCAACGAGGCUCAGUCACUGCAACUCAUCGAAUCCUUCAGUGACAGUCCUUCACAGACAGAUGACCGCAGACACAUGUUAAUAAAUUCUGAUUAAAAUCUCAAACUGUUGUUUAAAGCAACAUGGAAAGAAGACCACACAGCAGAUGAGCCACCAGAAAGGAGCAAGUGAUGGAGGAUAUGCCAGUGAAAAGUGGAGGAACUGGUGCAACAGGUGGUCAAAAGGAGGAUUCUCCUUUGUAGGAUGGUCAGAGACAAUCUUGAUAGAACAGUAGUUCAGAGCAGAAAACAGAACCAUACAGCUGUGACACAGAACCAAAGUAACCCCCCCGAGGAAUCAGCACGACCAAAACGAGCCCAGAGCCCAAAGCGAGUUCAAACAGAGAGUCAAGAGCCGACAGAGACGCAGUUAGAUCUACUGCAGUGGAAAAAACUACAGGAAGAACCUGAGUCCUGGUGCCAGCUAUUCAGUGGAUCUGAUGCUGAGAGCUUGCCCACACACCUCCGUCCAUUCAGCAGUGCAGCAGAGUACAAACUAGUGAAACGUACUUUCCAGCAGCUCCAACACAGUGGUUACUACUGGGGAUCAAUGACCAUGGAGGAGGCACACGCAAUACUCACAAAGGCACCACUGGGCACCUUUCUCAUCAGAGAUAGCGUCCAGCCAGAUGUUUUCUUCACUCUGAGUUACCAAAGUGAUGACGGCCCGACUAGUGUUCGUGUUCAGCUGAACAACCUGCUCUUCAGUCUGUAUGGCAGCCACAGGACUUUUGCUUCACUCUUUGCUCUGCUCACGUAUUACACCAGCUCAUCCUGUAAGCUGACGGCACCUUAUCGCAAGCAGCGUCCAGAGCACCUGAAGCAGAUGUGCAGGAGGGCCAUUAUACGCACGCAUGGAGCAGAGAAAAUAGGCACCUUACCUGGACUCAGCACUCAAGUUAAAGACUAUGUUCAUGCGUACCCUUGUUGUAUAUAGACAUGAGUGGACAGGGUGCCUGUCGCUGUAUGUUGUUUAUGUUUACUCUGUAUUUGUGUUAUUUUUAUUUCUUUUAAAUAACAAAAAUACAGCUCGAUCUGCUAGUUGUUCAGUGGCUAUUUGCACACAUUAUCACAAUGUUUUACAGAGUACUCAUGGUACAUGUUAUUACUUUUUGUUUAAUAGAAAAUCCUGUGUUAUUGCUCCACCAGUGCCUCUAUGAUACAUAUCAGUUGUAACAUCCAUUAAAAUGUAAACUUUGCUGCUGGUUAAAGCUGCAUUUAUUAGGGGCAAAAAAACAUCAAAACAGGCUGACAUAUCACUAUUUUAUUAUAAUGUCCUCCUGCAAACCAAGCUUUUGUUUCGUAUGCAAUUUUAAUUUUGCCUAGCUAUUUUGGGUUGGUAUGACCUGAGAAGCAUAAAAAAACUAAGCAACGUCUUCGAUCUGGAAAUUCUUUUUGAAAAAACAAUGUGCACCCAAUGUCCCCAUAUGGGAAUAUGCUGGGGGGAGGGCAUUUUUAAUCUCUAUUGUGGUAUGAAGUAUAUAACUAUUUAUUUCAAAUGCCUGUAAAUCAAAAUUGCAGGCAGUGUAACCUAUUUAAAGAUUUGUGAUUAGUAUAGUUUUUUUUUUAGCUCAGUAUGAUUUUUUUUCUUGCUGUAUGCUAGCAAGGAGUGGCCUUUUUGUCUGUAGGAGCAGUCUGUCACAACUGCUGCAAAAAUGCAAUUAAAGUUUGAGUACUUCCUAAUUAACAGUAUUGUAGCUUAAAAUUGCUUAAGUGUAUAAACUUUGUCUGCUUUAACCACUAAAGUCAUUAAGCAUAAAUAAACAUGUAGACUAUAAAAUGUAA